This is a messenger RNA of Planococcus citri (citrus mealybug), 4808 nucleotides long. RefSeq names its product SIDL trafficking protein particle complex subunit 10 (gene SIDL). Gene Ontology annotation, cellular component: TRAPPII protein complex. The transcript is spliced from 21 exons. The coding region runs from base 248 to 3652 and encodes 1134 amino acids. NCBI's taxonomy places the organism in Eukaryota, Metazoa, Arthropoda, Insecta, Hemiptera, Pseudococcidae. Gene Ontology annotation, biological process: early endosome to Golgi transport; intra-Golgi vesicle-mediated transport. The record is from RefSeq and is a predicted model, not a curated record.
UUUGAAUAACAAAACAACCAUAAUCGCCAACGCUACAUGAAACUUCACACUCCCUGAAAAACAUGUAUUUCAAGUCUCAUGUUCCGUUGAUAUCUAUGUUCGUUUUUUAAAAACAUUCUCCAAUUACGUCUACAAUCGCUUUUCGCGUGAGUUUGAGAUCGAGUAUGAAAUCGGCGUAAUUUCAUCUAGUAUAAUACAUACCAUCCGAUGGCAAUAAGAGCGAUUAUCAGAUAAGCAUCGAACGAAAAUGUCAAAAUUGCUGAAACAAGAUGAUUCAAAGUAUUUUUCAGUUUCAGAUUAUAAACCUCUUAUUACGUAUUCCGGAGACAGAGAUUUAUUCUUGAAUCUUGAACCUAUUAUAAUUCAAGCCUUGCCGCAAGAACCAACCGAAUGGAGGCGAUCUUUCGGUCGAAUUCUAAGAGCAGUGACGUUGAACGCCGUAUUUAUACCAUUCAGCGAGGAUAUUCUUCAGAAAGAAGAUAAUUAUCAGCUUUUAAAGGAGCCCAUAUUGCAUGUAUUUUGGACACAAUGCGCUGAUAUAGAUACGUACAAAAACGCUUUGCACGACGAAAUAAAAAACUGGUUGGAUGUUCUACACAGUCACAGCAUCUCGGAUUGGUUAAUUGUUCUGGUGGAAACGUACGAUUUCCGCAAACAUAACAAACUUUUACCUCGUACAACUGUUUUCGAUAGAAUAAAAAAUGACUUCGCAGUUAAACACGCCGACAGGUGUUUAGCGGUUAUAAAUCCGUUGAAAUCUGAAUUUCGUACCGGUUCAUCGUGGAGAGCUUUGGUUGUAAAUAUUCGACUUUUAAUCUUAACGUCUUACGAUCGUGCUUUAUUGAAACUAGAAGAGUACAUUCGCACUCAGAGGGAAUGUAGAAAUCAGCCAGAAUGGAAUUUUUGCAACUAUUUCUUAUUACAGGAAGAAUUAGCAUUUGUUUUAGAAAUGCUAGGUAUGUACGAGGAAGCGUUGAUCCAGUACGACGAAUUGGAUGCUUUAUUUACUCAGUUUAUUCGUAAUUCUAGUCUUACGGGCGCCCCGAAAUGGCUGCGAUCAUUUCAAAAUCCGGUCGAUAGUUGGUCCGGUAUCUUGUUGACUUGUAAAGUGAACCAAAAUUGUAGACUGAGUCUCCUUAGCCACAGCAUUUCGUUGUUGGAUUUCAGAUGUUAUUUAUUUUCCAGACAAGCGGCGAUGUUGUUGUUUACUUCUAAACCGUGGGAAAUUGCUCAUCGUACUUUACCAUUCAUUCAUAACUGCUUAAAUGAAAUAAAAAUUUUAGAAAUAGAAUACCCAAACGGAGCGAUCGCUUGUUGGAUUUUUUUGUGCUGCUUCGAAAUAAUCUUCAUGUGCCAAAAUUUCAACGAAACUGCUCAAGUGGACGCCUGCUCUCAAUUCACGGCGCCAUUACUCGAAUUGGCUACACUUAAGUUACGCGAGCUCGGCGAAUUGUGCGGUUUAAUGCCAAACUGUGAUCAAUCUAGCGAACAAUUACACAUUAUUGUAAGUUUAUUUUGCGGAAUUAGCGAGCCCGUCAAGUUAUCCAGUGCGAACAAUAUUACUCCCGUGGAUAAAUUAAAAGAGGCUCUUUCUUCGAAACAGGCCUACUAUAAAAGUUAUUUGGAGCUAUCUGAACAAGCUAUGGUUACUUAUAAACAUAAAGGACGUAUUAGGUCGGCGCGUUUCAUUGGAAAGCAAUUAGCUGAUUUUUAUAUACAACUUGGUGAUUUAUCUAAAGCGUCGACAUUCCUAACCAGCGUAUUAUGUUUGUAUGAAAUUGACGAGUGGCCGGUUCUAGCGAAUGAAAUUAGAUUGAAGCUCUUACAUUGUUAUAAAAAUAUGGAGGAAACAGAAAGAUACAUCAAAACUUGUAUCGCUAUCAUUUGCUCUCCUCAUUUCGAUGUCGAGUGCCGUCUAUCGUAUUUUGAAGAAAUUAAAACUUUGUUACAAGAGACGAAGAUAGAUGAUUCGGAAGAAUGGAUCGUGCCUUUGGAGGAAGGUUUUACGCUGAAUAGUAUCAGCGUUGAAGUACAGCAAACCGGUCUUCGAGUAUGCGCUAUUGUCGAUAUCGUAAACAAAUUUCCAUCGGAAAUAGUUUGCUCAAAUGUUUCGAUAUCGGUUUCACAUUGUACAAAUAACGAUAGCAAACAUAAAAAAAUUGCCGAAUUGGACUCGAAGAAUGUUCUGAUUAAGCAUUUUAAAAAUACGAAAAACACGCCCGCCAAAGUCCCGUUAAUUUAUAUGCUGGAAUAUCAACAAGACAAGAGUUUGGCAGCUGCAAAUGUUGUGUGUAGAAACAUCGAAAACCAUUUGAGACGUCAGGAUAGUCAAAAAAUUAAAAAUAUUACUUUACCUGAAAAAGUGAAAGACAGUAAAUAUUUGGAAUGCAAUAAUGUUAUCUUGAAGCCGGGAAAUAACACAGUUGCCUUACUUUCCAAGGAAGAAGAGAUGGCCGGAACAUAUAGUAUGGGACAAUUGAGCGUCAAUAUUUCUGAUAGACUGUAUUUUUUAACGGGUGCUAAUUUUCUCAAUAAAGUGAAGUAUAGCGUGAAACAUGUCUUACCGGAGAUUUCAUUGCAAGCCAAAAAUAAUCGUAUAUUAAUCGCCGGCAUCGAAUCGCUUGUUUCUUUGAACAUAUCAAAGGGAACUCAUACGAUGGAUGAGGAUCCGGUAUUAAUUUUACGAUCGUCAGACGGACUGAAAAUGAAUUUAGCCGAUCAAACAGAAUUGGAAGAUGAAAUUAAAAUCAAUCUGAACGAAUUUUGCGGGUCAAGUCAAAAUUAUUCCAUCGAUUUGAACGUUUGUUCCGCAUUUCCGUCUCAAACGGAUGGUUCGGUAAUCGUUCAUAAACUUUGGUUGAAAUAUCCGUGGGCGAGUGAAGAAGUUUGCCAGACCAUACAGUUUCACGUACCCUUUGUGGUUUUGAGUCGCAUACAUACGGCUAAAUUGAGAAAAUUUGUAUUAGUUACUGUAAAUGGGGCUACUGCUGAACGAGUCGUUUUGAAGAAUCCGUGUCUCACCAUCGCUCAGGAAAAUAUUUCAACUGCAAGUCUGAACCCGGUUUCUGCGCAACCCUUCAUUGUACAGAACCGAAUGAAUAUUACAUUCAUGUGGGAAUUAUUGGCGCAAAGCGCCAAUUUUGACGGUAAAUAUACUGUAAAAUUUUCCGUCGACUACGAGGUUUACGAGAAAACCAGUUCUUACGAGUGUGUGUGUUCAAUUUCGGAUUUUAAGACUUUGUACAUUAUCGAAUCGAAUAUCGAUCCGAUGAGGGGUUGCGAAUUUUGUCGCGUGAAUACCAUGUGCCAUUUAUUGUUUACCGUUAAACGCGUCGAAUCUACUCCUAAUUAUUCGCUGAUGUACGAAGUCGUAGCUGAUCAAAAUUUAUGGGCUAUCUGUAAUAUGUCUACGGGAGUUAUAAUACUUGACGGAACAGAUAAUUGUUCGAUUUCUGUCGAUUUAAUGCCUCUCAUCAGUGGAUAUUUGCCUUUACCACUGAUCAAACUUUCCAAAUAUUUUCCUGUCGAAGGAAGCGGUAGUAACAAGGGCAUGUCCCCCAGACACGAGCUUUUCCAUCACGGUCAAGUAUUUAAUGCGAGUAAAUCGAGCCAAGUACAAAUAUUACCUUCGAUUGUAGUCGCAGAUUCAUGAUGAAUAAUCAUCAAUUUAUCGUUUUGUUGUUUGUUGAUCCCUGCAAUACUGUUAUCUGUUCAUAGAACUGAAAAAGUAAGAUCUCUGAAAUUAUUUGGUUUAUAUAAUUUUUUCAUGUUAUUUCGUAUUAAUCUUUUAUUGUGUUAUUAAAUUAUCAAUAUUUAACGAUACGCUUUAGAACAUAAUAUGAUAUAAUACAUUUUUUAAUGAUACUGUUCGAAAAACUUCGUUUCCUUUUAUCCCAACUUUUUUUUUUUUGAAUUGAAUGGCUAACAUAAGUACAUAGAACAUUCGUUUAUAAAAUCGAAGAUAGAAAAAUAGAAAUUCCAUUAAAAUAAAAAGGGAUGUAACUUAAAGACGUUCCAUAGCAACGUAAGGUCGAUUGAGCUGCUCAUGUACGUCAGCGGGAUAUAAAAUAUCACUAAAAUCGAUGGUAUCGUCUCGACCCAUGAUAAUGUCCGAAGACAGAUUACUGCUAGCCAUGAAAGGCAAUCGUCCAACCUUCUUAUUGGCUCGUAAUUCCAUGGAAAUUCGUAGAGGCGCGUGAAUACCUUGUACAUUUCUUAGCAUAUUCAUAUUCAUCUCGUGCUUCGCGGAUAAAUACUGCGUAAUCAAAAAAGAAAAUGAUUCUUAAUCUAGAUAAUAACAAUAACCAACCAUACAAUGGAGUUACAAGAAGACACUUACGUUUUUCUCUUUCGACUCCAGAGGGUGAGCUCCAUGUACUGAAAAUUUCACGCAUUUAUUUUCCAGUCUAAAAAUUACACGGAAUCGCAAUAUAAAAAACAGUACGAUGAAAUAUACUACAGAAAUUGACAAUUCUUUACCUGUCCAGUGAGUUUCCUAAACCUUGGAUUCCAUCAUUUAAACAUUUUUGAGGCGCAAGAUUGGUUUUUGAUUCAAACGCUGACUGAUAACCGAACUGAAAAUACAAAAUUUAUAGUGAAACUAAUCGAAUUUAAACUGAAAUAUUAGGUGACACGAGAAACAGUAGAUUUGCACUUACCAUUCUGACACAAAAUAGAGCGAAUCUUAUUUAUCUACACAAAAAAAGAACUUGCGUUUUAUGUAAUUUCGAACGGUGAACCUUUUGGAUUUUUUAUAAAAGUAUGUCCAAGUGAAUAUAUUUUGAAAAAUACAAGCACUGAACAGAAAA